GUUCUCGGUGUAUUUUAUUGCUUUUCAAAUAGAAUGUGCGUAAAUGAAAAAACCCACGUUUUCUCUCCCUCUGGAUUUUAUUUUUGCUGGGGAGAGGCGGAGCUUAGUCUGUCUUUUAUCUAGCUGUCAGUGCAGACCAGUGUUGCCAACUUUUCAGAAAAACUUUUCAACUUUUUGAAAAAAAGAAGAAGAAGUUCCUAGCGACAAAUCUAGCGACAUUUUGGACAAACCUUACGACUUUCCCAAAUAUCACCAGUGCUGUCCUGCAAGCGCGAGGUCUUGCUUUCUCGCUGCACUCUCACCUCUCUCUGCGUCUGGUCUGUUCAGUGAGAGGCUGAGAGCCGGAGAUUUAACAAUGUCAUGGAUAACGAGACGCACACUUCGUCGCAAUUUACAUCAUUCAUAUGUGAAUGUUUUUAGAAUGUAAGACAAACGUAAUGCAAAAUGUUUUACAUGUAAAAUAGUCCACGUUAUUACAGCCUAGUUCUCUUGUUCAAAGUAGUUAUAGUUUUCAGAUAUAUUUUAGAUUAUUCAUGUUCCAUACCUGUCCUUUAUAUAGUUUUAUAAAAGUCAGAAAAGUUUUUUUUUUUAAAUCAUAAAAGUUAUGAAAAGUAAUUUAAAGUACAAAAACAGAAAAGCAAAAAAAUCUAUCUAUCUAUCUAUCUAUCUAUCUAUCUAUCUGUCAAAAACAUAAUAUAGAUUAGGUAUAUAGCCCUUGGCUUAUAUAUAGCCUUGAUUAGGUAUGGGAGCCCUUGGCUCUUAGAAGCUCUACGUAACAACCGGGCCAAACUAAGAGCAGCUGAAAGGAAAUGAUGUAAAUCUAACGAUCCGACUGACCUAACCAAUUACCAAACACUUCUCUCCUCUUUUUCCAAUAGCAUCUCCACUGCUAAAGCCACAUGCUACCAAGAGAAGAUUGGCAACUCUCCCAACACCCGUACUGUCUUCAAAACAUUUUCUUCUCUUCUCUGUCCCCCUCCUCCCCCUUCCCCUACCUCUCUUACUGUAGACGACUUUGCCACUUUCCUUUCUAACAAGGUUACAUCAAUCAGGAACCAGUUCUCAACCCCAGACAUGCAUAGACCGGCUUCUCCUCCAUGUAACUCUCAACUGGCCUCCUCUCCCCUCUCAGAGACUGAUGUCUCUAAACUCCUCCUCUCUAGCCAUCCCACAACCUGUCCUCUUGACCCUAUACCUUCUCACCUUCUUCAGUCCAUCUCUCCCACACUAUUACCUGCACUCACACACAUCUUUAAUAUAUCCCUCUCUACUGGCACAUACCCUACCUCAUUUAAGCAGACCCGGGUUACCCCACUGCUUAAAAAAAUGUCACUUAACCCUGCUGCAGUUGACAACUACAGACCUGUUUCCCUCCUCCCUUUUCUUUCCAAAAUCCUUGAAAGAGCCGUUUUUAAACAACUCUCCAAUUUUUUCACACAGAGCAACCUCCUGGACACAAAGCAAUCAUGCUCCAAAAGCAGUCACUCCACGGAAACUGCUCUGCUUUCCGUCACUGAAGCCUUACGACUAGUAAGAGCAACCUCAAGAUGAUCUGUCUUCAUCAUACUCGACCUCUCUGCUGCUUUCGACACUGUGAACCAUCAGAUCCUCCUGUCAACUCUCUCCAGCCUGGGCAUCACUGGAACGGUUCUGCGCUGGGUGGAAUCCUAUCUCUCAGAUAGAUCCUUCAAGUAUCUGUCGUUCUCUGUUGUAUGCUGUACACGGCAAUAAAACAUCCACUUUGAUAAUGUGAAAAAAAGGCCUCUACUUUCUAACACACAUCUAAGCCUAUUAUGAUCAUUCUUUCCAUUAUAUGUAAUAUGUUGCUUCAGAUCUGUCUUUUCCUGGCUUUUCUAUAGGGAUUAUUGCUGAAUGUUUCAUGCUGCUGUAAGUUUCUCCUCUGCAAAUAUUUUGUUAUAUAAUUUCAGUACACUUAAUAGUGCACAAUCUGACAGUUUCAUGCUAUAACAAAUCUUAUCCUCCCCAGGAGAUGUUUUUUGUUGUUGUUGUUUUAGCUCUUUUUAGUUCAUAUAGUGAAAAAUCUGCAUCUAGAGGACUUCCAUUUGGUUCACAAGUCUUUAGUGGAUCUGGGUUUUCUCUUUUUACUCUCUAUCUAUUCUUUUUAGCAUCUUCUGUUAGAUUAUUACUGCUAUGUAAUUUAACAAAUAUUUGUCUAGCAUCUCUGCCUUCUCUUCAUUUGAAAUUGCAAUUUCUUCUCCAUUCUUUAAAAUUGGUAUGUUAUAACUCAUGCUAAUUCCUCCCAUUCUCCUAAUCAUACCCCAAAUAUCUGAAAUUUGUAUGUCCCAUCCAAUAUUAUUACAGUACUCCGUCCAAUACUUCCUUUUCGCUGCCCUAAAAGUUUUCUUAACUAUAGUGUGUGCUCUUUUAUAAUUUACAAGAUCUGUAUAUGCUUUAUUUCUUUCUCAUAUAGCAUCUCCACAUUCUUCAUUCCACCACUGAACUGUCUUCCUUUUCCUUAUUGUUUUCUUUCCUAUAAUCUCUAAUGCUGUUUUGUGCAUUAUGUUACUUCUUUUUGUAUUAUUUUCUUCAACUCCAUCUUCCUGGUUUUCUAUUUCAGUUAUUCUCUUACUACAUAUAUAACUGAAUCCUUCCCAAUUUGUGUCCCUUAAUUUGCAUCUUUCUAAAUUUACUUGCCCUGUUUUUUGAAAUUUUAAUCCUAUUCUAUAUCUUAUUGGAUAAUGAUCACUCCCUAGUGUUGAUUCCUUUAGGACGUUCCAUGUACUUACUGUAUAUUUGCCAUAUUUUCUGAUACUAGAGUAAGAUCUAGUACUGACUCCUGGCCAUUACUAAUGUUCACUCUUGUUACAGUGCCAUCAUUAAUACACACCAACCCGUUUUCAUUCAAUAUUUCUUCGAUUAUAUUACCAUUAAAAUCUGUAUUCUUACUUUCCCAUAAAGUGCUAUGGCUAUUAAAGUCACCACACUAUUUUUUCUCACCACAUAUUCUACCAACUCUUCACAUUUUUCUUUUUGUAUUUUCUUACAUACGUUAUAUAAAUUAAUCACCUUAAUGCUACCUUUAUCUGUCCAGAUUUCUACAAUAACUGCUUCUAUUUCAUUACUACUUAUUACUCUAUACCUCAAACUUUGUUCAAUGAAUGUUACCACUCCUCCUCCAGUUCCUAUCUUCCUAUCUUUGCGUACUCUUUCAUACCCUUGUAUUUUAAAAUCUAGAUGUGGUUUUAACCACGUUUCUUUUAAACAUAUAACCUUUGGUUUUUCUUGUAAAAUCAUCAAUAUACUUUUUAAAUUAUUGUCCAUUUGCUAGCAUACUCCUUGCAUUCCACUGUAUUAUAUCAAAUACCAUUAUAUGCUUUCCCCAGUGCCUUGGGGACCACCUACAAGUGCCUCCUUAACUGACUCUAUUGUUGUUACUUUUAUGUCCAGGUACUUUUUUUGCUGCUCUGAUUAUUAUUUUAAUCCUUUCUGUUCUACUUGAUGUUUAUGCUGAACAAUUAGUCCCCUCUGCUAUAAAUAUUAUAAACUUCACUUUAUCUACCACUCAUGAAUCCUUAUUGAUUUGGCACUGAUCCUUUUGUUUUUGAGCUGUCAUAUUUGUGGGCUUCUUGUUCACAUUUGUCAUUUGAUUAUUUUUUACUGUUUUAAUAGCUUCCACAUACUGUAUGUUAUCCCUUCUGUCAUUUUGACAUUCUGUACUUUUUGACAUAUUGCUCUUUUCCUUACUUCACAUCCUCCAUAGGCCACGCUAUGCUCUCACCCACGCUAUGCUCUCAUGCUAUGCAUCUACCACAACUUUGUCUACCUGUGCACACAGCAGACACAUGCCCAUAUCUUUGGCAUUUAUAGCAUCUCAAAGGAGGCAGUAUAUACUCUCUUACACUAUAGCUCAUGAAUCCAACCAUCACUCUAGUUGGUAUUCCUUCUUCUUCAAACUGCAUCAUUACUGAUUGCCUAAAACGUGUUCGUAUUGUAAACUUUUGUUGAUCACAGAGCUUAUUUUUUGCAAUAAUCCAAAAGCCUAUGUGAAAAUCCUAUUGGGUUUUUGUCGCAGGAACCAGUAUGGUGCUAAAUUCCGGGUAUAAAAUGACGUCCUAGGAUCUGAUCCAUAUUCGGCCGCCUCAACCAGUUGAACUCUUCAUUGUAGUGAGACUUUGCUACAUUCCUGUACCACUCUAUAGCCUGAAACUUUAGGCUAUUUAACAAUACAUGAAACCUCUUUAUUUUUUAGUGUUUGUCCUUUUGUGGGCUAUGAUCAAGUAAUAAAUGUCAGAAUUAUGGUCAGUGAAUUAAAUGAUAUGUUGAUAUCAUGAUUUGCAUUGACAUGAUUUGAUAUGUCUAUAUCUAUGGGAUGGUGGUGCAGAUGCCCUGUCGUGACUGUGCUAUUACCCUGUGUUAUAAUUACCAUGUUAUAAUGGUCUUAUUACAAUACAUCAUUAUUCCAGUGUUAUUACACUGUACAAUGUUAUAUCAGUCAAAAACUGUUAUUACAAUAUUAUCAUUAUGACCAUAUCAUUGUAUACCACUGUUCUAAUACAAUGCAUUGUUUUUACAAUGUUAUACCAGUGUUAUUGCAAUGCAUUGUUUUUAAAACUGUUAUUAGCAUAGUAUAUAUAGUGUUAGUAAAAUAAUGUUAGUGAAAUACACCAUCUUACAUUGUAUUGCAAUGUUAUCAUUGUGUCAUAACUCUGUUAUAACAAUACACUAUUAUUGCCAUAUAACUGUUAUUAUCCUAUAUUGUUAUUGCCAUAGAAGCUCAUUAAAAUGUUAUAACUGUUAUUACCAUACAGUAGAUGGAAUUACCACAUUAUAACUGUCCUAUUACAGUCACGAGUUCAGAAGCUCCAAGCAGAAGUAGAAUCAGGCAAAUGUGGAAUAUCAGAGGAGCCACAGCAGUAGAUGUGUGUCAGGAUCAGACACUGGCAGAACAUCAGGCACCAAGAGUACACAUACAGCUUGUCAGAGAAAGAUAUUUAUGAACAUUCUUAAUCCUACAGUGAUUAUAUUCUCUUGAAUUAUUUCCACCCACCUCUGCUUUUUGGCUAUGUAAUAGUCCACAACUUCAUUACUAUUUUAACAUCAUUUAUAUUGAAUACUAUAUUCAAUAUCAUAUUAUAGGAAUCCUAAGAAUCAUACUCUUAUAGAAUAACAGUUACAAAGUAACAAAGAAACAAUUGUUGCGUGUUCAGUGGACUGUACACUUUUAAACAUUCCAGUGAUUAACUAGUAGCAAAUUGCCUGAAUUAGGACACAAGUGUUGGUGUUAGAUCAGUGUCAACUGAUCACAAGGAAUUGCUUGUUGUAUUGGUGGUGUCCUUUUAUGUUGUCUUUAUUUUGUUGCAACUAAGUUAUUCCUCCUCCUCUUCUUCUUCUUCUUCUUCUUCUUAUUAUUAUUAUUAUAGUAAUAAGGAAAUGGAUAAGGCUGGAAGAGCCAGAUAGAUGAAAGAAGGGGAGGGAGGAGUUGUGAAGUGGCCCUUUGUUAAAUAGAUGUCAUACACAGUCCCGAAUCCAUUCGGCUGCGUGGUGUGUGAGACUGCCAUCGACUGGCAUGGAAACUAAAAUAAUUUAUUUUACAGUAAAUGGAAGACCAGAGCAGGCUGAGUUUCCUAUCGACUGCCCUGCACAAGAUGUCAAAGAUCUGUUCCGAUCGGCAGCUGAAGCUGGUCCGCAUGAUAUCCUAAAACUCUACAAUCCCAAGGGCAACAUAAUUAAUAUCUCCCCUCAGCUGAGCCCCAACAGCCCUCACGCAUGCUACAAGCUGGAGGUGGUUGCUGCAGACUACAACAGUGAGCCAUUAGGUACAGAGCUGUCGGUGUCACUGGGCUUUGAUCUUUCCUCCAUGGAGAAAAGGUUACAAAGUCUAGAGAAGAAGAUUCUUGUUGAAUCUGGCAAGACACCAGCUGUUGUUUAUGAGAUGAAGCAACAGGUGGAGUCUUUCAGGGAAAAACUCGAGAGUGUGGAGCACCUGAGCUGGCUGGGUCUGUUUAAGGAAAUGUCCGAGGGUACUCACAAACCCUCUCCAUUCUACCACAAGAGAACACUGCGCAAGACACGUGAAGAGUGUGAACAUGUCAAAGAAAAGUUCUUCCAGAUGAGUACCCUGGAGGUCUCCGAGGAGGUGAGGCAAUACCUUAAAACACCAACCUUCGAUAACUGGCAGUGGGAAGAUGCUGAGAUUAUGGUGUUGCUCCAGGUGAUGUACACAGACCUGGAGUUUAUCUCUACCUUUAACAUAGAGCUGGAUGUGCUGCAGCAUUUCCUCUAUGAAGUCUACAAGCGCUACAACAACAUCCCUUUCCACAACUUCAAGCACUGCUUCUGUGUCACUCAAAUGAUGUAUGGCCUGAUAUGGUUAACAGAUCUGAGGGCUAAGAUAGAUAGCAUCGACCUCUUAAUCAUGCUGACCUCAGCUGUAUGUCAUGAUUUAGACCACACCGGCUACAACAAUGCUUACCAGAUUAAUGCUCGCACUGAACUCGCCUUGAGGUACAAUGACAUCUCUCCUUUGGAAAAUCAUCACUGUGCUGUAGCAUUUGAGAUACUGGAAAAGACCGAAAGCAACAUUUUCCGGAACCUGACAACAGAUCAGUACAAGAGGAUAAGGGAGGGCAUAAUUAAGUGUAUCCUGGCCACAGACAUGAGUAGGCACACUGAGAUCCUCAACAAGUUUAAAGCCAUCCUGCCUGUGUUUGACUUCAGCAACAAGGAUCACAGGGAUGUGCUGAUGAUGAUUAUGAUCAAAGUGAGUGACAUCUCUAAUGAAGCGAGGCCCAUGGACGUGGCUGAACCAUGGCUGGACUGCUUGUUGCAGGAGUUUUUCAACCAGAGUGACAUGGAGAAGCUAGAGGGACUUCCUGUCACACCAUUUAUGGACCGGGACAAGGUGACUAAGCCCUCCUCUCAGACUGGCUUCAUUCGCUUUGUUCUCUUCCCGCUGUUCAUCGAGCUAGCUAAUCUCUUCCCCUGUCUCGAGCAACAUAUCAUUGACCCGGUGAGGAAAGCCCUGGAUUACUACACGGAGAUGGAGAAAGCAUUAGAAAAAGAGAAGCAGAAUCGAGCCCAGAGUGAAAAAACAACAAAGCCCAAAGAGAGUACAAACGACUCUGAGCUUCCACUAGAGCCUGAACUGACACUGAAACCAAGCUCUGUGUAAUGACAACAUGCUGGCUGUGUGUAAUAACGGGAGAGAAUACUAUAGUUUUACUGAAUAAUGGGCUUCCUUUUUAAACAUUACAUAAAAGCAACAACAAUAAAUAAAUAAAAACAAAUAAGAGGUUUAAUAGUAUUUGUUUCAGACCCUGUUAGACAGCUGUGAUGAACAUGCUAUUCUGUCUGAGGAAAGGACUAUUUUGUAAACUGUUUGCGGUGUGAAGGUUUUUAAAUUUAUUUCCUUUAAAUUUCAAAAGGAUCUUUAAUUUAGAAUAUUGGUACUGCGAAAUUAAUUUAAGUGAAGUGACAGAAUGACUUCUGAGUCCAUUCAGGAAGUGUACAGUGUGCUGUUAGUAUAUUUAACCAAAAAACAGACUUGUGUGAGGGUGUAGUAUUCAGCAGGGAAGCCCAUAAAAUGUUAUUACUUUACAGGAUAAUAUAAUGUAAUAAAUCGUCAUAUACAGUGUAUAACUGAAUGUCUUUUAAGAACAUGCACUGAACAUGUACAUAGAAAAGUAGUGAUAACAUCACUUUUGCAUCUGUCAAUAUAAUUACUAAAGUGCACCUAUUAUGGUUUUUUAGAUAUUACCUUUCAUGUAGUGUGUUAUAGAGCUGUUUGUGAAUGUAAAAAGUCUGCAAAGUUUCAAAACUCAAAAUGCACUACGCACAGAGUUAUUGACUCCCAAAAGAAGGAAGCGAUUUUGAACAGCUGAAACGAGUCGUUAGUAAAUCCAGACUUACUUCCUGUACUAACCUACGUAGGUACGUAACAAAAAGCCCCGCCUCUGGUCUUCAGCAGCUGCUCGCGAACAUAUGGAGCUGAAACUCGUUAUGGUAGUGGGCGUUUCCUUUUUGAAACACGCUGACAGCGGUAGACCAAUCACAACAGACUGGGACAUCUGACCAAGCAGAGUAGAGCAGAGUUUAGAAGGAAUCCUUUAGAACAGAUCAUUUAACGAGUCGUUUUUGACACUGGGGAAAAAAAAGGUAAUGUUCCAGUUUAAAUUAUGAGCGUGUUAAAGUGUUUUUUGACCUUGGUGCAUGUAAAUCUAUUGUAUGAGACCUUUAAAACAAAAUUUGGGAUGUUUCAAAACCAUAAUAAAUGCAU
Messenger RNA from Ictalurus punctatus (channel catfish), 8236 nucleotides. Its product is annotated as high affinity cGMP-specific 3',5'-cyclic phosphodiesterase 9A. NCBI's taxonomy places the organism in Eukaryota, Metazoa, Chordata, Actinopteri, Siluriformes, Ictaluridae. The transcript has 15 exons. Bases 5528 to 7132 code for a protein of 534 amino acids. Gene Ontology annotation, biological process: cGMP catabolic process. The record is from RefSeq and is a predicted model, not a curated record. Gene Ontology annotation, molecular function: 3',5'-cyclic-GMP phosphodiesterase activity.